This is a messenger RNA of Cladophialophora psammophila CBS 110553, 1488 nucleotides long. RefSeq lists its product as uncharacterized. The transcript is spliced from 4 exons. Gene Ontology annotation, molecular function: protein binding. The coding region runs from base 1 to 1488 and encodes 495 amino acids. The record is from RefSeq and is a predicted model, not a curated record. Lineage: Eukaryota; Fungi; Ascomycota; Eurotiomycetes; Chaetothyriales; Herpotrichiellaceae.
AUGUCUAAGCCCAAGGCGUUCCUCAAACAAUCAAAGUCGAAAAAGAAAGCAGAACAGGCUCUAGAGACCGCCGACGAUUUUCAGGCAGCUGGCGUGGACUUUGAAGAAGCUGCAGGGAAAUGGAGGGCCGGAGAUGCCGUCAAGUCGAUGCGCUUCUUUUCCAGAGCCAUCGAGGUAUAUGACCAGGGAUUGCAAACCUUCCCCGCCAGCGUUGAUCUUGCGUACAAUAAAGCAAGAGUCCUGCUGGAAAUUGCAACGCAUCCUCUUCUCGUGCCACAUUUGCAUCAGCCUCUUCUUGAGGUUUUGGAGCAGACAUUGGAGGCGCAUCGCUACGCUCUUACUCUAGACCAGGACAAUCCCGAUACUUUGUUCAAUACCGCCCAAGUUCUGACAGCUAUUGCCGAAGUAUAUGCCAGAGAUCCCAACCACGCUGAUCAGGAUGUCCUGCAACUACUCGAAGAAGCCUUGGAACUACAGAAUCGUUGCUUGAGCAUUCAAGAGUUCAAACUCGACGAAUAUACGCAACAGCAGAACGAAGCGGCCGCCCAAAUUGCAUCAGAAAAUUCAGCUGAACCCAUCACUGACGUGGACGAUGAGGGCAAUGCCGCUUCCUCCGGAACCGGCACUGAAGACCACUGGUUUUCGGUUGUGGAACCAGUGACAAAAGAUACCCUUGUUGACACGAUUCUUGCACAACUUGGAACUCUCACUACUCUCAGCAGCUUUCUGAGUUCCUCAGACUCCAUCCCCACCUCUAGCUUGGCUUAUAUCGAAGAAUAUUCUUCAAAAUUGGUCAAGACAAAGCUGCCACCGCUUCUUCAGGAUGCUGGGCCUGAGAGACUACAAGAAGUUGCUCUCGCUCGGGCAAAUCUUGCAUCUGAAUUGUUGAAAGCAGGCUAUCUCUUGGGCUUAAUUGACCCAACCACGUUCAAAAGAGAGCGAGAUGAAGCAUUUCAGGUGGCUGAACUUGACCUGGAAAGGAGUUUUCCUGCCCUGGUAGCUAACGCGAAUAGUCUAAUUGCAUUCAACACUGGCCUUGCAGACGGUGAGCCCUCUAACGCCGUCUCCUACGCGUCCAUGCGGUGGAGUGCCCUGGCUGCAGCAAUAGCCAACAUGGCUACGGCAUCAAAGAUUUCUGGUCCUCUCCCUGAGGAUAUUGCCGAGACACAUUUCAUCCGCGGGAAUUGCUCUCUUCUACAACAUCAGUUAGGACUGCCGCCGACAUCUUAUAACGCGGCCAUUGCGAAUGGCCCCCAGCUACUGAAAAACGCAGAGACCUUUUAUCGCAACGCCAGCAAGCUCUAUCAGGACACAGAGCAGAAAGCCGUAUCGCAGCUGAGGGCAAUCGUUGCUCAAGCUGUUCAGACGCGUGUUGAUAUUGCCUCCACCGCUGCCCAGCAUGACCAGGGUAAAGGACGAGACUGGGUUAGAGCCCAACUUGAUGACAUGGUCGAUGAUGGGCUCAUCACCCCGUCCCAAUCUCUUUGA